Molecule: messenger RNA, 567 nt
Organism: Dentiscutata erythropus
Lineage: Eukaryota; Fungi; Glomeromycota; Glomeromycetes; Diversisporales; Gigasporaceae
Source: the annotation of a GenBank genome assembly
AUGGUGAAAGUUAUCAUACACCUGCAUGCAAUCAUCGUAAUAUUAAUAUUAUUACAAUCUUCUUCAACCAAACUAAAGCAAUUCAUGUACGAAGAUCCUCAGGCUGGUCUAGUUCUUCUUGAUGGGGACAAAUCACUUGAUGGAACAGUAAUCUUACGUUUCGGAACUCCAGUAAAGCAAAUUGGAGAUACAACGUGCUGGGACAAGACAAUUUAUCUUCGAAUAAUUCACCCAAACGCUUCAAUUAACUUAUCGAUUUCAAAUCACGGAAUCCCAGAUUUUAAUUUUUGUUUGGAUAACGAAACCGAAUUUAAUUAUACUACAAUAUGGGUAUUCGACCAAAGACUUAUGCUUACUUUUUAUAAUUCUUCGAAUAUAGCAACUUCAGAAAUCAUGGGACUUUUUAUUACUUUUGAGGGAGAAGUUUUAAGAAACGAAAAUGGAGAAAUAAUCGAGCGAGCUAGAAGUGGAAUAAUCCAAACAAACAUUAAAGUUGUAACUAUUUCAGCUUUUUACAUGCUGGAGAAAGGAUUUGCCAUAGCUUACGGUCCCGGUGUUGGGUUUUGA